Messenger RNA from Pongo pygmaeus (Bornean orangutan), 1442 nucleotides. RefSeq lists its product as uncharacterized. The record is from RefSeq and is a predicted model, not a curated record. The transcript has 5 exons. Bases 1 to 1395 code for a protein of 464 amino acids. NCBI's taxonomy places the organism in Eukaryota, Metazoa, Chordata, Mammalia, Primates, Hominidae.
AUGGAGAGGAGACCGGGAACUAACAGUCCAGACUUCAGCAUCUCCGGAGCUUUCAGGAGUGGGCGCAGCGGGAACGAGGCCGAGGAGAAACCUCAGCCCUCCCCCUCCCAGACCCUCCCCCGGACCCCGCCCUCAGAAUCUCCGCCCAGCCAGGUCCCAGCCUUGCCCCCUGGAGCUCCCGACCCGGCCCGGCCUUCUCCCAGGGGACCUGGCUCAAAGUCCUCUCCCCAGUUUCUACUUCGAAGGACCCGUUCUCGCAGGCACAGGAGCCCAGCCCUCUCUCCCGCCUGCCCCCACAGCUCCCGCGGCUGCUUUCGAAUCGGGUCCUCGGGACUCCGGGCGAGGGGCUGCGGGUCUGGGUGGAUCCGGGUGGAAUCCGGGUGGAGAACGGGGGCGCGGCCAGAGUUUCCCAGACCGACCUCCCGGGCCGUCCUCCCGCGGGAGCGCGGCGCUGCACAUCCGGCUGGCACCGGCGACUUAGAGACGGCAGUGCACGACUCGCUGGCUCCCCCCACGACACGCCCCCUCCUCGUUCCCCCAACUCCUCCUCGCCACCCCCCCCCCGCCACCCGUUCGCGCUCCACCUUUCCCCGGCUCCUCCCUCCGCGGCCGCGAGCACCCUCCCUUGGCACCCUUCCCCGCAGCCCGAGUGCCCUUCCUCCCCAGCCUCCUCGCCCUCCUCCACUCCCUCUCCCAUCACCCUCACCACCCCUCCCCUCCCCCGUCCUGAGCUCCCACUUCCAGCACCUACUCCGGGCUCGGAGCCUUAGGACCAUCACCUGCCCACCUAAGCCCGCGGUGCUCCCUCCCGGGACCCCACUCCUGAAACCCCCUGCCCCUGCCUCCCCCAGCCCGGUGCGCCGGGGCUCUCCGCCCGCUCCCUCGGUCCCUCCUCCCUUGCAGGCGCCGUUUCCCGGCUUCGGCUCCCCGCACGUCUAUCCCUCUCCUCCCCGCGAAGUUUCGGGGCUGUCAGUCUGUCAGUCUUUCGGGCCGUCAGCACCCGAGCUGCAGGCGGCGAGCGCCAUUGUGAGCAGAGCCGGCGGGGCAGGAGGCCCGGGCGCCUGGGUCCCCGCGGCGCGGGCGGAGCGGCCGGCCAGCCAGGUAAGGGCCGGGGAGGCUCCGCUGCAGGCGGCCCCGCCCGCGUCUCCCUCAGCGCCGCGGUUGGGUCACGGCCGGCUCCGCGCAGGCAAGGACACCGGGGCGUGGAGUUGCGGUGCUGAUGGGCCGGGGCUGGCGGUGAGAGACCUGCCAGGAUUCUCUGUGGGACAGCCAGAGAUGGCCCCCCAAAGUGAGCCCAGGGAAGGAUCCCAUAAUGCCCAGGAGCAGAUGUCCUCUUCUAGGGAAGAGAGAGCACUGGGGGUGUGCUCAGGUUCUGCAAGUUCCACGAAGUUCUAGAACUUGUACAGGAUCGAGCCCACAGCUUCUCAUGGUAUAAACACAGA